AUGACGACGGAAUCCUUCACUGCGGCUCCGAGCAAAUCACCAAGGAAAAGUCUAGUCGUGGUUUUGAAGGACGCUAGGCGGCAUCUCUAUGUUGUUUAUGCCUUCUUCAACCACAACAACGUCGCUACCCUGUUGCCCCCCUCUCCUCUUUGGAACCUUCAUCACUCCUCCCGUCAGUUUUUCCCUUUCUCCUCGCACAUUCCACUGAGCCCCCUCACUCUCCCGUGCCGCUCUUUCGGUUUCAGCCCUUUCCCACUCAUCGAGUUUGCGUUCUUAUUACUCUCUAGCCCACACUGUCCUAUUUUUCAUACUCGCGUUUUUCACUCCGCAAUGUCCGCCAUGCAGCUACUGAUUGUCGCCCUCGCAGCGUGUGUGUCGCUGGCGGCAGCAAAGUCGAAGGAGGAGUUCCCGCUUGUGUGGGUGUGCCUGGGCAUCACCGUGGUUGGCGUGAUUGUGGCGCUGUUCGUUGCGUAUAAGCGUCCCGACGAGCUGCACCUGCCCGGGUCUGUGGUGAUGACGGCGGUCGAGAGCGCGCCUGGCAACGGCAAGAACAGUGAUGAGCCGAUCUAG
Leishmania braziliensis MHOM/BR/75/M2904 is the source of this 570-nucleotide messenger RNA. RefSeq lists its product as hypothetical. The transcript has a single exon. The record is from RefSeq and is a predicted model, not a curated record. NCBI's taxonomy places the organism in Eukaryota, Euglenozoa, Kinetoplastea, Trypanosomatida, Trypanosomatidae. Bases 1 to 570 code for a protein of 189 amino acids.